This is a messenger RNA of Belonocnema kinseyi, 1547 nucleotides long. Its product is annotated as testis-specific gene 10 protein-like. Bases 443 to 1297 code for a protein of 284 amino acids. NCBI's taxonomy places the organism in Eukaryota, Metazoa, Arthropoda, Insecta, Hymenoptera, Cynipidae. The transcript has 6 exons. The record is from RefSeq and is a predicted model, not a curated record.
CCAAAAAUAUCUGCCGGGCUGUCAAUCUGUCACAAACACAAACCCUAUCGUGUCGGCAGGCUGAUAAAAAUAUGUGAUAAAACUGUAAACAUGUACAUAAUUCUUUUUUACUAGUCUUUGCUCAGUGUUUUGUGUGACGUGGACCGAAAGGCUGUCUGACAACUUGUAUUUGCACAAUUUGUAUCCCAGUUCUUGACAAAACGGAACUAUUUCGCUGAGAUUUAUACAUCACUCUAGACACUGUUAUUACAUGCGCAUCCUCACUUAUACACUUCGAAAAAUAAACAAUAUUUAGUUCCUGAACAGCAGAAAAAGGGCUAAGGGCAGAAAAGCUGUGAUAAGUAAAAUUGACGUUUGGAGGAUAACCUAUCUUUUUGAGGAUAGAGGAAGGAAGAAAUUGGAAUAGAAAUAACACUGAAAAGUCAAUAAUAACAAUAAAGAAAUGAGUAUCGAUAGUAUGAGAGUUGGGGGAGGCCGAUGUCCUCCUCUUCUCGUAGGAGGCCUUCUGGUUGUGUGCUUGAUGCUUAUUAUCAAUUGGUACACUCUAUCGUCCGAAAAUUUGGAACUGCUUCGUCAAUUGGAUGAACUAGGCGAUCAGCUCAGAAUCAGUGCAGAGGAAAGGGAUCAAUGCGUGACCUCGCGAGGAAAUUUGGAGCAGCGUUUUAAACAUUCGGAGGAUGAAGUGGCUUCACUUCAUGUUCGAUUAGCCAAGCAGUACGAAUUAAAGACAGAAAAAGGCGAAAUUGAAUUGUCGUUAACCGCCUGUAAAACUGAAGUUGAGUCCUGGAAAGAAGUGGACAAGACAAGGUCGAUUACCUUGGAAGCUUUGCGUUUAGAUAAGGAAAGAAUUUCAACUCAGUUGGAUGAGAAACGAGAUGAAAAUAAAAAACUACAAGAAGAGUUAGAAAAGGUAAAGAGUGAUUUGGAGAGUGCAAAAUUGGCGAUAAACGUACCAGAUAAGAAUAAGAAAAUUGUGGAAAUUGUACCGCAACCAACUGGAAGAUUAGGCAAGGGCCAGUUGGCACCCGUCCCGGAAUCAGCGGUUCAUGUCUCAGAAUCUGGCCGCCGAGCUCAAACAAACACAAAGUUAAAAAACAGCGCUGAGAAUACUGCCGACCAGGAAUUACAACCGGAUGGCAAUGAUUUGAAUUUGAAAGAAGCAAUGAAUAAUAUAGCACAAGGUAGUCUCCUAGAAGAUAAUGUGGAAGAAACUGAUAAUGUCGCGAAUGAAGAUCAAAAGGAGCAACAAAAAUUGGCGACAAACGAGUUAGGGAAGCCCGUCGAUCAUAACGUUUAAGUAAUAUUUUUUUCAUCACAUUGACAUUUUUUUUACUUUUUAAUUAUUAACUAUUUUUACAAUUUGCAAUUUACAAUUUUAAGGUUUCUGAUUCGAAACAAACGUAUAUUUUUUAUUAUUCAGUGUGAGGAGAUUUUCUCAUGUUUUUUGUAUAAAAAUUAGGAUCUCGUGGGUGGUUUAUCAACCUUGAAAAGGUUUUUAAAGUAGUUGGGUACGUAAGUUUGUAUAAAUAAAAAGAAAAUGAUUUACA